UUCUGGCUGGCCUGUGAUCGAACGGGGUAUCACAUACUCCCGAAUGACUCAGUGGCUGAAGACCUUUGCCAAGUGUGAAACGCACAUACACACAAAGCCCACGCGUUGAGAUUCAGUGCUCGCCGGGGUGAGGAUUGCCGCUACAAUUGGUUUCAUGACGGCAAGAGAAGGGAGGGGUGUACAUCAAAGUUCCUGUAGAUUGCAAGAGUCACAUUUGCUGGGAAGUGCAUAUGGCUGAGGUUAGGAUUGGGGCUCAGCUGGGAUGCAACCCACGGUCGAAUAACCAACCUACUGUCACUCAUGGUCCAGGCUCAUCCACGAAAACACAUUUUCUGGUUAAUAUGAUGUUGUUCUUAGUAUUUUUGGGUAUUCUGCUCUUUGACAGAAAUGUGUCAAAGUUAAUUGUUGCUCGUGAAUAAUUGAUUGAAGGUUAUUGCAUUCUGAGGUCAGAAAGCUUGGUGGAUACCUUAGACAAUGAAUGAAAAGGCUUUAGACAAUGAAUUAAAUAACUUGUAUAUUUAAAAAUUGAAAAAUUGAUUUACGACUUCAAAUACACACUUCUGUUACCCAGGGAACUUCACAGGCAAAAAAUGACACUAAUCUCCUUGGACUAAUAUUGUAAUUCAAAGUAUUUUGAUUCUUCAGGCAGGAAGGGGGAGUAUGAACAACCUAUGGAGAUUAGUUAGUUGUUAGUUGGUGGGUGACAAGAUUUUGGAUCUUCAUUAAUGGCAUUCUGAAGUUUACCACUUGAAGGUGCAUAGGAGCAAUUGGAUCCUUUGUGGAGAGAACUUGAUUAGAAUAUAAUAAAGGAACCACUAUGAACUACAAUGAUUCUUUAGGGAAAAAGAAAUAUGGCCAUGGGUCAGCAACAUCCUUCCAUGAUUAGAAUCGAAGAGAUUCAGAAGGCAAUUCCUGAAUCUAGGCGACAUGUGGCUUCUUUCAGCGGUAUCCAGUCUGAUAAAGAAUAUAAGCAUCUGGAAAGUGUUUUGACAAGGUUUCUGUUCGAGUUAGAUGCAGUAGAUACUGAUGGAAAGGCUGAUAUACAGCAUGCCCGCAAAUUAGCAGCAAAGAAUGUGGAAGAAUUGCUGAAAGAGCUGGAGCAAAUUGCAAACCAUCCAUCUCGGUUAAAGGUAGAUAAGAUCUUUGGUGAAGCACAACAAUUGGUGACUAGAGAGUUAACUCCAACAGAAGGCUUGAUAACUGACGAUUUUGCUGAUCACAUCCAAGAAAUCAUAUUUCAACUAACACAAGUAAAAACUGAAGGGAGACUUGGUUUAAGAAAAGCCAGGUACCGAGCUUUGACAAGGAUUUGUGCUGUGCAGGACAUCAUCGAAUACUGCAUGGGUCGGCAAGCCUUGGCUUUGCCUCUGUCUUCAAAUACGCACCCAGGCGUCUCCAAAAUCAACUCUGUUUUAUGCGAAGUUAGUAAAGCAAGGUGGGAUGUGAUCGGGCUGCUUAUGGGCCUGAAUGACUUGGAGAACUGUGCACACCUAUCCCGUGUUCUCACAGGGUUGUUGAUGCAGUUGGAUGCUGUGGAUGUGACUGGAAAUAUGGAGGUGAGAAACUACCGAAAACGUGUGGUUCAUGAAAUCAACUGCUUUUUGGAACAUUUGGAGAUGGAGUCCGAGGGAGAAUCUGCAGGUCGUUAUGAUUUAGCGCAAAAUCUUUCUAUCAGACAGAUAGAAGAUAUCCGUGAAAAAAUGACCGAAUUGAAAAAGCAACUCCUCAAGUCGGAAAAUGCCUCUGAUCUCUAUUUUAAACCAAAGGCACAGCUGCAAGGAUUUCUUACUCAGUUGGAUCAAGUCGAUAUUGGUAAAAAUCCAUGCAUUCGUGAAGCAAGGAGAAGAUCGGUAGUCGAAGUACAGUCUGUGAUUGCUUAUGUUGACCUAAAGGAGGCCCUUGGGAAGAGAGAGAGCUUAGAUCAACAGGGGCAAGAGGAACAUCCUUCACAGAAAGCUGUUUGGCAAGUCCUGCACCACCUGUCAGUACAUCAGAGAGAAGUGCUGUCUUUUGAUGGAAUCCGAGGUGAUAAGAAUUAUAAAAGACUCGAAGAAAUGCUCACAAAGCAACUUCUUACACUUGAUGCUGUCGAAACUCAUGGAGAUGCUGGAGCUAAAGUUGCCAGAAAACAAGCUGUUAAAUUUGCUCAGAAUAUUCUUUCCUACCUAGACAUGAAAACAGAUGAAUGGGAAUACUGAAUACUCAUACCCAUUUAAUACAUGUAGUGUGGCUUUUAUGCCUUUAUGUGACUCUCAUGCUUUGCACUAUUUGUAAUGACAUAUCAGAAUGAUUUUAGACUGCUAUAUUCUUGAAAUUUAAGGCAGAGUAGAUUUCAUAUCUUAGGCUUAUGUGUCGAAUAUACCUGGACCAUUCAAUUUUUUAAAAAAAAAAUUGAAUAGUAAGUUAUUGUAAUAAGUACUGUUAUUAUAAUAUGUAUAUAAUAUAUAUUGUGUGCAUUAUAUAUAUAUCAUAUUGAUUGCCAUGCCAGGGACCUUGAUAUUUCCUUGCCUAAUUGCAUUGUUUCCAGUCUAGUUGUACGCUUGUUGGGAACAACCCAAAACGGCAACAGUAAAUUAUAAUACAUGCAUUUGAGGCCCCGAUGUAUAUUUGUGUUCUAAGUUUCUCCCUCUCCAUAUUUUCCUGGAGUGGGGAAAAUGAGUGUAUAGUUGCAAAAACUUUCACAGUUACCAAGUAUGAAUUGCUGCAGAGAAAUCUGAGGAACCCUUAUUCUUGCUUUUCAUUCUGUGGGUUUAGGCAUUUUGCUUUAUAUAAUGACUGAUAAAACUUGGUAUAUGCUACAGCUGCAAGUUAAAUGUGGGUCUCAUAGUUUGUGAUACAGAGCACCAAUAUGUUGUUCAUCUAUCUGGUUCUAUUGUUGUGUAUCUAGAUGAAAUAAUGAGAAAAUUUAAGUAAAAUAAGAGACGAGUGAUACAGUAUUGGUUAACACUUGAUUUAAUAAUUGCUAUAUUUUGUUAGGCAGAGUGAAUACUUUUGUCAGACACAUGUUGUAUCUAUGACUUUCUGUGUUUUGAAGGCCGAACCCUAGCUGUACUACUGUGUAUUUAUAAACACCAGAGAGGUUUCCUUCAAAGCAUCUAAACGUGCAAUCUUCAGUUUGAAUAAUGAUUAAUAAACCCCACAAGAGGAGUAUCUUUGCAUUA
Callorhinchus milii (elephant shark) is the source of this 3161-nucleotide messenger RNA. RefSeq names its product BCL2 associated athanogene 5 (gene bag5). Bases 852 to 2198 code for a protein of 448 amino acids. Gene Ontology annotation, biological process: protein stabilization; negative regulation of protein ubiquitination; regulation of inclusion body assembly. Gene Ontology annotation, molecular function: adenyl-nucleotide exchange factor activity; protein-folding chaperone binding. The transcript is spliced from 3 exons. The record is from RefSeq and is a predicted model, not a curated record. Gene Ontology annotation, cellular component: cytoplasm; nucleus; cytosol. Lineage: Eukaryota; Metazoa; Chordata; Chondrichthyes; Chimaeriformes; Callorhinchidae.